Messenger RNA from Heterocephalus glaber (naked mole-rat), 4063 nucleotides. RefSeq names its product solute carrier family 35 member F1 (gene Slc35f1). The record is from RefSeq and is a predicted model, not a curated record. Gene Ontology annotation, biological process: transmembrane transport. NCBI's taxonomy places the organism in Eukaryota, Metazoa, Chordata, Mammalia, Rodentia, Bathyergidae. Gene Ontology annotation, cellular component: membrane. Gene Ontology annotation, molecular function: transmembrane transporter activity.
GCAGUGAGUGCCGCGAUGUCGCCGCCCGAGCCGCCCGCCGCGCCGGGCCCCGUGGUGACCACGAUCGAGCCGCUGCCGGCCGAGCGCGGCCUGUCCGCGUCCCCGCGCGCCGGGGUGCGCCAGCGGCUGCGCAGGGCACUCAGCAGGGAGAUGCUAAUCUCUGUGGCCCUGGGCCAGGUACUGUCCCUCCUUAUUUGCGGAAUUGGCUUAACCAGCAAGUACCUGUCAGAAGAUUUCCACGCCAACACACCGGUUUUCCAGAGCUUCCUCAAUUACAUCCUUCUCUUCUUGGUCUACACCACCACCCUCGCUGUCCGGCAAGGAGAAGAAAACCUGCUGGCCAUUCUGCGCCGCAGAUGGUGGAAGUACAUGAUCCUGGGCCUCAUCGACCUGGAGGCCAACUACCUGGUGGUGAAGGCGUACCAGUACACCACGCUGACCAGCAUCCAGCUCCUGGACUGCUUCGUGAUCCCGGUGGUGAUCCUGCUCUCCUGGUUCUUCCUGCUCGUCCGGUACAAGGCCGUGCACUUCCUGGGCAUUGUGGUCUGCAUCCUGGGCAUGGGCUGCAUGGUGGGCGCCGAUGUGCUGGUGGGCAGACAUCAGGGAGCAGGAGAAAACAAACUGGUGGGGGACCUGCUGGUGCUGGGAGGGGCUACGCUCUACGGCAUCUCCAACGUCUGGGAGGAGCACGUCGUCCGGACCCUCGGCCGAGUGGAGUUCCUGGGCAUGGUCGGGCUCUUCGGCGCCUUCUUCAGUGGCAUCCAGCUAGCCAUCAUGGAGCACAGGGAGCUGCUGAAGGUGCCCUGGGACUGGCAAAUAGGACUGCUCUACGUGAGCUUCAGCGCCUGCAUGUUCGGGCUCUACAGCUUUAUGCCUGUGGUCAUCAAGAGGACCAGUGCCACCGCCGUCAACCUCUCUCUGCUCACGGCGGACUUGUACAGCCUGUUCUGCGGGCUCUUUCUGUUCCACUACAAGUUUUCAGGACUCUAUCUGCUGUCCUUCUUCACCAUCCUCAUCGGGCUGGUGCUCUACUCCUCCACCUCCACCUACAUAGCCCAAGACCCUCGAGUGUACAAGCAGUUCCGCAACCCUGCGGGACCUGUCGUGGACUUGCCUGCCACAGCUCAGGUGGAGCCCUCAGUCACCUACACCAGCCUGGGCCAGGAGACCGAAGAGGAGCCCCAUGUGCGCGUGGCCUAGGCCAUGGCCCGUGGCCGCCGGCAUCUCCGUGUUGUACAUAGAGAAAGGUAUUUACCAGGUGCAGCUCACACAGGUGGCCUGCAAGGCAGCAACCCCGGGCAGCUUGGAAAGGCGCAUGCUGAGGACCGCUGGCUCCAGGCUCCGUGCGCCUGCCCCACACGGUGCUCAGCCAGGGUGCACCCUGUCGCCCUGCACCAGUUGCUGUACAGUGUUCCACCCCCGAUCAGUGUCCUGGCUGCCACGAUCUGUGUGGCUGCUGUUGUGCCGACUCUCAGGAGGGCCUUCUGCACUCCUGGUGGGAACCACUGCCAGACCCCCAUGUGGCCCACGUAGCCCCCCUUUUCUAUGGCGAGUCCCUUUGUAAGGAUCAUGCUUUCUUUCUGCACAGACACAGAGCGAUGCAGGGCACCUGCUCCCCGGAGAGUUCCCUUUCCUGGGCCCAAUGGCCCGUGGCGUCUCUGACCCUGCUGGAGCACCUGCUGGCUCAGUUAGUAUUUUGUGCUGUGACCCUUGUGGGAAGGGGCAACUGACCACAUAACUCUCUAUUCUGGGAAUAGAUUUAAAGCAAACAUUUUAGCCUCUUUGUAUUUCAGUCUCUGAUGACCUAGGCCGUUGCCUUUCUGUUGGGCCCCAUAAUUUGGCUAAUCGAGUCCCCGUGAUAGCAGGAUAAGGACUGUUCCAUUUCUGUGGCUCAGGGGAAACCCAAAAGAGAAACAUUUGUGUUGAGGGGCUAGUUUUCCUUUCAAACUUUUUCUGCCCCUUCCUAAAUCCUCUCUUCAAAAAUUAUUUUUUAUUUUCCUUCUAUUUCCUAGAUUUUCUAGUCUAAUAUGGAAAUUAAUCAAGGCAAAGAGAAAAACCCAUGCUCCGCUACCCUCUUAAUUAUAUAAUACCUUUUUUGAAACGUAUCAGCCUGGAAAUUAUCCUUCUUUUGGAGUCACCUUGGUUACACCACUUCCCGAAGCCACAGUGCCGAUGUGGAACCAACCCUGUCGCCAUUGAAAAAGUCUGGCAAGGUGGUCACAUUUGACAUCCUUCUAACAGCAGGACAUACUGACACAACAUCCUCAGGGUGCAGAGCACCACAGGGUCCCGAUAAGCCUUGCAGCAAGUGUCACUAGCCCAACCUAGUGCCCUUAAACAGCCCCUUUACUCAAACACAGGAAACCAAGACCCACUGGCCUCUGUCAUUCAGCACAGACUCUGUGUCAGUGUGUGAAGUGCUUUUAGGCUCUGCUGACUGGAAAGCCACCCCAAAGGGUCUCCGGUGGUGGGCGUUCCAGGGCUUGCACAGUGUUUGUGCACCCUUGGGCAAUGCAGAUCAACGCACAGUGCAAAACACCGAUGGGUCUGUAGAGAGCAGAUGGGGGCGUGGGGCCUGAGCCCGGCAAGGACGUGUGGCCAAGCAGCCCUCACUGUUCCCAGCCCUCCCGUGGCCUUUCUGCAGGUCUCCCACAAAGGCGGGUGGUCCUGCCUCACGAGAUGGGAGAGAAACCAUCUUCUCUGACAUGCAGAUCCCACAAUCACAUCCACCCCCUUAGAAACAGGCUCCAUCUGCUGCGGGCUCAACCUGACUGACGCUCUCUCAAAUCAAGACAGCCUUGCUCUCUGCUGCCUUAGAACCAGUUAAAUACCUUUCUCUGAAUUUUUUUCUCCAUUCAGCUCUGAAGACCUUUAAAGAUUGUGGUUUUAUUUUUGUGUUUACAUUCCUUUGGUUUGCAUAAUUUGCUUGAUUUAUUUCAUUUUUAGUAUUUAUUUUAAGCCAAAUGUUUUUGUCUUUUUGAUUCAUUUUUAUGAUGCUAAUUUGUAGACACUUAGUAAAGUCUUAUGAGAAGCAAGUGGCCGGAGCAAUUUCUAAAUCCACUCAGUGGACUGGGAAUUUUCUUUCAAUUCCAAUUUCCAAAGGUUUACGAUUGACCAAUGGCCAAAGGCUGCCAUCUGAGCUAUUCUCUAGGGCGUUUUGAUUGACUACUGUAUGGAAACAGAGUGUGAAGUUCAGGGUGCAUUCUCCGUGCGCCUCUGUCAUCCAGCGUCCUGGCAAUCAGUCCUUCACGUCCCCAGGCUGCCUCGCCAUGCUGGUUUGUCUCCAGAAAGGCUGGAAAUGUACUGAGUUGUCCAUGAUCAGGAGUUCCAGACACACUGUAAGGGGAAAAAUAGUAGCAAAGGACAAAUUCUUUUUUCUGUGUAAAAACAUCAAUCCUUUGGGAGUGGGGAGGGAAAUGGUUAUAGGGCAAUAUUAACUCUAGCAGUUUUAGUUUCUGAGAUUCCAUAACCUCAGUAGGAACCAGCACAAAUUUCAGCUUUUCAGUCACCACCGCACUCUCCUCAACAAGAUAAGGCUUUCUCGAUCUGUAUACAACUUGAUCAGGCUCUCCUGAAGCCCACCCACCCCAGGUAAGUGGUGGUGCUCACUUCCCUGAUGAGGUCCGCACCUGGUCCCACCUUCCCUGGCUCCAGACUCCACACUCACGCCCAGGAGACCAACCAAGGGAACGGUUCGCACCACCGUGUCCCACGAAGCUGUUUCGAUGUUUAGUUUAGGUAUUGCUAACUUGUGCUAUUAACCUCUGACAAGCGUGUAGUAUUGUUUGUUUUGGUUUACUUUUUAUUUGUAACCACUUAGGAGUCCCAGCUAGCUACCAGUACAGAUUUUACCCCAUGGGUAGGAUUCUAUUGUUAAGCUACAUAACAAAGCACACUAAUCCUGACACUGCAAAUGGAAAAAUAUGAACCAAAAAAAAAAAAAAUUACACCAAUAAGUUGAUCAAACUGUCCGUUUUUGAUAUUUGCAUGCUCCCCUCUGAACUGGCUGUGGCAAUGUAAUGCCUGUAUAAUGUUUUCAAAUAAAAAUAAAUGCUUUAUGAAA